Molecule: messenger RNA, 1423 nt
Organism: Solanum dulcamara
Lineage: Eukaryota; Viridiplantae; Streptophyta; Magnoliopsida; Solanales; Solanaceae
Product: transcription factor MYB58-like
Exons: 3
Coding region: 106-978 (290 amino acids)
Source: RefSeq, a predicted model, not a curated record
UGAAGAAGAAAACAACAUAUAAGUGUAGAUAAACAGACAUCUUUAAUUAAUAUAUACUCAUAUAGUACGUACAUAGCAGUGUCUAUAUAGAAAAAAUAUUGAUCGAUGGGAAAAGGGAGAGCACCAUGCUGUGAUAAGAGUAAGGUGAAGAAGGGACCAUGGAGUUGUGAAGAGGAUCUCCGCCUCAUCACUUUCAUUCAGAAGAAUGGUCACAAAAAUUGGCGAUCCCUCCCUAAACAAGCUGGACUACUGAGGUGUGGAAAGAGUUGCCGUUUGAGGUGGAUUAAUUACCUAAGGCCUGACGUAAAACGAGGAAAUUUCACCCCUCAAGAAGAGGACACUAUUAUCAAAUUACACCUAUCUUUUGGAAACAAGUGGUCAAAAAUUGCAUCUCAUUUGCCAGGAAGAACGGAUAAUGAAAUUAAAAAUGUAUGGAAUACACAUUUGAAGAAGCGACUCAUUAAGAAGUUACAUAGUGAAGCAAAAUUAGACGAUUCAUAUGCAAAUUCACCUUCUUCUUCAUCAUCAACUUCACUAGUAUUGUCACAUAAUGAUACUGCCAAUGAGGGAGAUUUCAAGAACGUAAAAGGCAACAUGAUAAUUGGGAAAGAAGAAGCAUCAAAAUCUUGUUCUCCCACUUCUUCUUAUGCCUCAAAUCUCUCCAAUUUGAGUCAAGUUCAUGAGAUUUCAAGUCCAAAUAAUGAGGACAUGGAUUGGAUAUUCCAGUUCAAUGAGGAGCCUUUUUCAGGUACUACUAUAAGAAAGGUGCAUGAUGGGGUAAUUGAAAUCCCAUUGGAAUGUGAUGUUGAUAGUUGGGACAUGUUAGAUAUUAUGGACCCUUCUCCUCAUCCUCCUCUUAAUGCAGAUGAUCAUUCCAAACUGGACAAUGAAGCAUCUCAACCAGUUUGCCAAGGCUUAUCAGAAUUUGAAUGCCAAAAGUGGUUCACAUACUUUGAAAAUGAAUUAUUGGGUGUCUAAGCCACACUACUAUACUACUACACCCAAUUAAUUGAGUGCACUAACGCUAUUACGACUUUCUACUAAGUAAUUAAAGCUCAUCCUCUUACUUGAGAAUUUUUUAUAUAUUUUGUGUCUCAUACAACUUGUGACAAUGGUCUGAGACACAAAAUAAUUAUUUAACUUUGGUCUUUCAAAUAUUAAUACUACUAGUGUACGUUUAUUAGCUAGCGCACUAAAGAUUAACACACAUCGACGAGUAUGCAGUUGGCAACUCUUCAUGUUUAAUCCCCCUUUUAUUUUAAAGUUAUUAACUAAGAGUCCACUGCUUAUAUAGAAGCUAUAUAAGUUUAGAAUUUAAGAUUUAGGGUCAAAUGUUAAUAGUGUUUGUAUAAUUGUAUACUACAGAAAAAUUACUGAAAUUUAAAUGUGCGCUUCCGCACCAUGAAGAGGUUGGAAAACCCCU